UGUCAACAAAACGAAAAUGUCACUAUAAAAUUCACACUGAUUUUCUCAAUUCUCAAUCACAAAACAAAAUUCAAUAGCAGUGCACAUCUAUUUGGUUAUGGCGUAAAUUAAAAGUGUAAAAAUAAAAAAUGAGCGAAAAAUCCUCCAAAGCAUCUGCUACAAGCUUGAAGUCCGCAGAUAAAACCUCAAAAUCAUCGAAGCAAAGUGUGAAAUCAGCUGGAAGUAACGUCGCCGAACCCUAUGUUGAUAAUUACUAUGAGACCUGCCAAGACCCGGUCUUCAUCUACGGCGGGCCGUUUAUCCAGGUUAAAAGACCGGAGCCAUUUAUCGAUUCUACGACUCCGAUCAACAUAGAGUUACAGGGCACUUUUAAAAAGAGUUUUGCAUAUUAUUCUAUGAAAGAGAGAAUUCCAGUAAUUCUGACCAAAGUUAUAGAUGGUUUAUCAAAAAGGGGUGACCCAGACUCAAGAAAACUGAUAGAAUACGUAGCCAAACUCAAAAAUGAAAUAGUCACCAACAAGAAAUAUUCCAAAUUCGAGGUGGACUCAGAGGAGGCCAAGCGAUGGAACGAGUGGCUUGACUCGCGGCAAGCGAACACAUACUUCACUGACGUAUGGGUUUUCGCAGAAUGCUACGUGUAUAGGAGACUCAGAGAGGGCUGCGAGCUGAUUCCAAAUCUAAAAGACUUCGAUCCCUUCGCCGACCAGAAGAGACAAGCCUUCCAUGACGGGAAGGAGGCUAUGUGCAUGGUCGCGACGCAGUUGAUGCCCCGGUUGUCUCCCAGUGACAAGGACAAACGGAAACAGGACUUCAUGAAUUUACUGAAGAUCUGCCUGUGGUCCAAUAAAUGCGACCUUUCACUAUCCGUUGGCGAGCCUGUGUCCUUAGGGUCUGGCGAAAAGGGAACAGACCCCUCUCAAAUGCCCGCUGUCGACCCUUUCCAAAUGGUCAUCGAUUUUAAAGAUAAGUUGCUGGCAGAUGACACGGGGAAAAUAGCUGACCAGGUGGUGAAUAAAGCAGAGGCCAUCAGGACCAAGAUAGCCAACGCACAAAAAGAGGCUCUAGCCAAAGCGGCGGCGGAGAAGGCCAACAAGAAGGGCAAGGGGAAGGGCAAGCAGCCCCCCCCUCCCCCGCCGCCGCCCGCGCCCGGCGCCGCGCCGCCGCCGCCCCCCGUGCCGUGCCCCGCCAAGGUGCUGGUGCCCAGCGCCGUGCAGUUUGAUAUUGUGUGUGACAAUGCUGGUUUCGAGUUGUUCGCUGACUUGUGUCUAGCGACCUGGUUGAUUGAACAGAAUAUUGUAGAUAAGAUACGGUUCUACGUGAAGAAAAUACCGUGGUUCGUCUCAGAUGUUACACCGAAAGACUUUACAGAGCUGAUCCAGAUGUGUUGCAACGCGCAGUACAGCAGGACGGCGCCUCCGCCUCCGCCUAAGAAGCCGCUGGCGGAGGGCGAAGCACCCCCACCGGACACUAACGUGUCCUCAGCGGAGCUCCAGCAGCUCGGCAACAAGUUCCAGCAGUACUACAACGAUGGAGUGUUCGUUGUGUCGUGUGAAGACUUCUGGACAUCCCCCCACGUAUUCAAAGACAUGAAGAAAUACGACUACUGGCUGUACCGCAAACUGCAAUACGCUGUGGCUGUUCUAUUCAAAGGCGACCUGAACUAUAGGAAGCUGCUUGGAGAGAAGAAUGUUCCGCCUACUACACCGCUGCUUCAAGCCCUACAAGGCUUCCAACCGGCACCGUUGAUCGCGUGCCGCACGGUCAAGUGCGAUCUGAUCUGCGGCUUGAAGAAAGGCAAGGCGGAGCAAAUCUUCAAGAUCGACCCUAAGUGGAUGCAGACUGGCGACUAUGGGGUGAUCCAGUACUGCCAGAAGGCAGAGCCCCUCAAGGUGGCCGACCGGCCGUGCAAGUUCUACUGCGCCCAGUGUCUCGGCCUCACCUGUCCCGAUCAAGACCGCUUCUGGUGAUCUCGGAUAUUGCUUCAUACUAGUCAGUUUUUUUAUAUACAAAUCAGUGCAAUAUAUAGAAGUUUUAUUCACAUCAAUCAAGUUCAUCUCUAUUUGGCUCUUCUAAUUCUAUUCCAUGUUGUAAAUAA
Messenger RNA from Cydia fagiglandana, 2095 nucleotides. Its product is annotated as damage-control phosphatase ARMT1-like. Gene Ontology annotation, molecular function: phosphatase activity. The transcript has 16 exons. NCBI's taxonomy places the organism in Eukaryota, Metazoa, Arthropoda, Insecta, Lepidoptera, Tortricidae. Gene Ontology annotation, biological process: DNA damage response. Gene Ontology annotation, cellular component: nucleus. The record is from RefSeq and is a predicted model, not a curated record. The coding region runs from base 129 to 1967 and encodes 612 amino acids.